Molecule: messenger RNA, 546 nt
Organism: Ixodes scapularis (black-legged tick)
Lineage: Eukaryota; Metazoa; Arthropoda; Arachnida; Ixodida; Ixodidae
Exons: 5
Coding region: 1-546 (181 amino acids)
Biological process (GO): symbiont-mediated perturbation of host defenses
Molecular function (GO): amine binding
Source: RefSeq, a predicted model, not a curated record
AUGUUCUCCAGAUUGGCGUUCUUGCUGGUUGUCUUCAGCGCGGUUGCGCAUUCGCAGUUCGUGGAAAGAAGGCCAGAGUUGGGACAAUUCCAAGAUUACGAACAGUGCUAUCCCCUAAAGGGCACCUGGUACCUGACCUACCGGACCCACGAGCACGACUCUUUCUUCGGAGGCACCGCCAAGUGCGUGCGCGGUCACCAAGUCGGGCCUUACGAGAACUACACCACGACCAUCAGGGUUCGACACUCCCCCAACGCUGAAAUCGACACGAGGCUACAUAUUAAGGCGUCAGAAGGAUACACACAUCGAAACGUGUUCACAAUGACGCCUGUGCAAGACCCCAGCAAAACUGAGGAGUUUCCCAUCAUGUACGUCGACUGUUCGUCCUGCUGGGUGAUGAGGCACCCGUACGUCAGCAACCGCGCCUGCAGCGUCGCCAAGAAGGACGACCAUUUGGGGAAGAACAACCUGGUUUGCGACUUCGUGUACGCUGUCCUCUGUGGAUCUGAGAAGUACGUCGUGUCUGACACCAACUGCCCCGCCUAA